Theobroma umbraticum is the source of this 957-nucleotide messenger RNA. RefSeq lists its product as uncharacterized. Lineage: Eukaryota; Viridiplantae; Streptophyta; Magnoliopsida; Malvales; Malvaceae. The record is from RefSeq and is a predicted model, not a curated record.
AAACCUCAAAAGUAUGCAGAGCCAGCAUAAAGCCUAAAGCUUAUAACUUCCUCUGGGAUUCUCUCUCUCUCCAUCUCCUCACUCACUGAAACCCAAAACACCAUAAAUACUCAUCCAAAGAUGUUUAGCACAAGCCCUGAUCCUCCCCAGAAGAGUACUCUCCAAAUUAAGCAGGAUGACAAGUUCUUUUCCAGGCUUUUAUCCAAGGAAAACUCCGUGGCCAAUCCUUCUUUCAGGGUCUACUAUGGUGGAGUCCCUGGUGCUGUCCCCUUCAUGUGGGAAUCCCAGCCUGGUACCCCAAAAUAUACAUUCUCCGAUACAUCUCUUCCUCCUCUCACUCCUCCUCCCUCUUAUUACGCCAAGUCCUGCUCUAAAACCAUCAAGAAGCACUCAAGAUCUAGUCUCAUGCACGCAUUGUUUCAGAAGAUGAUCAGUUUGAAGAAAAUCGCUGUCACUUCACCUUCGUCAUCAUCUUUAUCAUCUUCGUUGUUCUCGUUGUCGACUUCGUCUAUGUCGUAUCAGAGGAGGAAUGGAUUUUCAACCCCGGGUUCAUCGUUUGAUUCAGGAGAAGAUGAUGAAGAAGCAGCAGCGAUUGGAUCACCAACUUCAACUCUGUGUUUUGCCAUUGGGAAGGGGAGUAUUGGUAAGCUUCGUGGAUGCUACGGCUGGUGAACGUAAAGCCUUGUUAUCAGAUUUUGACCGCGGAUCUGGCCAAGAUAUAGAUUUUCUGGAUGAGAAUCUCUCUCUCGUUCUUGUUGAUUUACAUUUUAAUCGUAUCUAGGUAUCUUAGUUCUUCUAUGGUGCUUAAACUGCCAAAACGCCCAAACACUGUUGAAUGCUAUGGUAGCAAAUCAUGUAGUUUUGCAGGGAAAAAAAAAAGACAGUUAUGUUUUUCUCAGAUGUAUCUUUCUGUAAUCACCACCUAGCUUCUUCAUCUGUUAAUUCUUUUUUUUCCUC